Molecule: messenger RNA, 1125 nt
Organism: Alternaria rosae
Lineage: Eukaryota; Fungi; Ascomycota; Dothideomycetes; Pleosporales; Pleosporaceae
Product: Alpha/Beta hydrolase protein
Exons: 2
Coding region: 201-1064 (287 amino acids)
Source: RefSeq, a predicted model, not a curated record
ACCACCUCGGGCUCCUAUCAGCCAGACUCGGGAUCUCGGCCGAGUAUCCACUUCCACCACUUUCAGAUAUAGCCGAACGCUCGCGAGGCCGACUAUACCGCCUUAAGGUAUCGUGCAUAUGUCUAUGUACACGCCGCGCUCGUAAUAGGUACAGGUCUAUUCUCUUUCACGAUCAAAGACCCGACUCUCACGCUUUCACAAUGAUUGCUCGCACUCUCAGAUCCUCGCACUUCAAGACUAACUCAGGUACAAAUACGCAUUACCUACAAGCUGGCGACUCUUCAGGCCCGCUUCUGAUAUGCCUCCACGGACUCGGAGGCUCUACCGAGACAUUUUCGCCGCUUGUGCCCUCUCUACCUCCCACGUACAACAUCAUUCUUGUCGACUUUCCUGGCUACGGAAAGACGCCACUAGCAGGUGUCACGAAACCACUUUCCGUUGAAGGGCUUGUUGUCGACUUGGCCGACCUCAUCACAUCUUUUCAAGCAAGCUCGAAUAGCUCAGCCUCGUCUAAGGUUGUCAUCGUUGGACAUUCCCUAGGUGCCAUUAUCGCUCUGCAAUAUGCCGCAAGACAUCCACAGUCUACUGCAGGUCUCUUACUCCUUGGUCCUGGUCGAGCAGCUGGUCACAUCCCCGCUGUUCGACAGCGCAUGCUCGAUCUCGCGGCCGCGGUGAGGAAGGAAGGCAUCAAGUAUGCAGCGGACAUUGCGGCCAAGUCUAACUUCUACGACGAUAGCCAAGACCGAACGGUGAAUCUAGCAGCUCGAGAAGCUGUGAGGCUCGACGUGAGCUCUGCUGAUCCCGAGGCCUAUGCGCAAACAUGUGAAGCUAUCGUGGAUAGUAGCCACAAAGAUCCGCGGUACCAAGCCAUCACAUGUCCUGUAGUCUUCGUGGCAGGAGAUAAGGAUAUGAUUAGUCCAGUGCAGCGGUCGCAAGAUAUCAGUGCAUCGGUUGGAGGAAGGAGCUGUGUGCAUGUUGUGAAAAGUGGUCAUCAGCCGAUAUUGGAGGAUCUUCCCGGUGUUGAGAAGGCGGCGCAGCAACUAAUGGAAGCCAUUGUUGAAUGAGACAUAUGGACUCUUACAGUUGCGGAAACGGCCCAUGCAAGUAAUGUGCAAUGCAAUCUCG